AGCGAAUUCGCCCUUUCUUCAAUCAAAUUCCAAUUCGAAAUUUUGGUUGAUUAAUCAAAGUUUCCUGGAGAGAGUUCUUAAAUAUCCCCCUAGAAGGUAAUAAUCAUCGUGGUGGUUUUCUCAGGUUAUUUAUUAGUUUAAUUUCACAGUCGGUAAGGAAAAUCGUCGGAGACGGCGGUUCAGGUGGUGGUAGAAUGACGGAGUCGGACGUGGUGUUCGGCGGUUCUUCACUUAGAAAACAAAAAUUUAUGGAAUCAGUUUCAUCAUCAGUUUUUGAUAAGCUCACUGACGAGCUGUUAAUCGAAACCCUAAUACGUCUUCCUCUAAAGCCAGCCAAUAUCUGUAAGUGCGUCUCAAGACGAUUUCGUUCUUUGAUUUCCAGUUCGUAUUUCGUUCGAUGUUAUGUGAAUCAUCAUCAAGUCGACAAUUCAUUUGCUCUUUAUUAUCAAUCGAAACCUACCUUCCAUAACAUGAUACGUCCUUCCCUAAUGGGCAUCGAUAUUGCAUUUGGAUUCCCCAUUUUCGAAUCUCCUGGGUUUUCUUUAUCUUUCCUUGCCUGUUCUGAACAACAAAAGCAAGAGACUUUACAAUACUUGGCUUCAAACAACGGGUUAGUUUUAUGCUGUGCGGCUCUGCGUCGUCCGAUUGUUUACUUUGUUUGUAAUCCCUUAACUAAGCAAUGGGUUGCAUUGCCUCCACCUCCUAGCAACGUUAAAACAGUUUAUGUUGGGUUUAUAUGUAAUCCCCGAUAUUCAUGUGAUGAUGAUCACGAAGGAGGAGGUGAAUCUGAAAUGGGAAGCAAAACGAGUUUUAAGGUGGUUCGAAUUGAUGUAGUUAACUGUGAGUCCCCUAGGCAAUUAUCAGGUACAUUGAAACUGGAAAUAUUUUGUUCAGUGUCAGGGAGGUGGACUGAAGAGUAUUUUAUGUCAAGUUCUACCUUGGACCAUGAAUUGUUUUAUGGAUGGAAUUAUCGGUGCCCUAGUGCUGUAGUUUGCGAUGGAUUGCUUCAUUGGGAUACACUUUCAAAUUGUGGUAUUUUCACAUAUGAUCCUUAUAAUGGUGAAUGUAGAACCAUUGAGCUUCCACAUGAGAUAAGAAAGCCAGUAUGGGCUUUCAAACAUUGCUUAGGGGAGUCUUCUGGUCGACUAAGAUAUGCCAAUUUUUCUUGGGAUGAUACAAAUUACCGAGUGUGGGAACUGAAGGAUUAUGGCAAUGGUGGUGAGUGGUUGUUGUUGCACAAAGUUCAUUUGGAUGAAAUGAAAUCCACGGUACAGACCAUCAACAAGGAUUGCAUGGGUAUGCUCUCGCCCCAUCCACUUAAUCAGGAUAUUCUUUUCUUUUGGUGUCGCUCCUCGUGUCGAAUUGUGGAAUACAACAUGGGAAAUAAGCUUCUGCAGUUGCCGUGUUUUCUUCGAGAUGCCAAGAUUAUGAGUCUUUUGAGCCCUAUGUUCUUCCCUUUUGUGCUUCCUUGCUGGCCUAUUGCUCUUCCCCUAAUCCAGCAGCAUGGCCCUAACUUGUAAAUUUAAUGUUCGAUAUCCGCUUUCCUUUUUCAUUUUUUAAUAUUAUACAAGUCUAUAUCAUGCACUUCUAUUGUACAAUUGGUAUGAAAUAUAUGGUUCUAUUAUGAGCAUUCUAGCAACUUGUAUUACCUUAAUACAUUGUUUCAUGCUAGUUGACAUAAAAUUGUCUUGCUGUUCAUCUGUAUUUCUUUUGUUCCGCUAUUCU
Cynara cardunculus var. scolymus (artichoke) is the source of this 1725-nucleotide messenger RNA. Its product is annotated as putative F-box protein At3g23970. Bases 195 to 1520 code for a protein of 441 amino acids. The record is from RefSeq and is a predicted model, not a curated record. The transcript has a single exon. Gene Ontology annotation, molecular function: protein binding. Lineage: Eukaryota; Viridiplantae; Streptophyta; Magnoliopsida; Asterales; Asteraceae.